CGUUCCCGAGCUUUCUGACCUGCCUGUGCCAUGGUUGGCUCAGCUUUCCCUUUAUUGCCUUUGGCACUCGGGGGCCUGGCUUUCAAUGUCGAAAGAAGACAUCUGAGGAAGACCACCUGUGAAGCGAAGCCUGUGGUGGUGCUGGGUGGCGGCGUCAUGGGACGCUCCACGGCCUGGAGCCUCUGCCGCAGUGGAAACCAUGUGGUGCUUUUGGACGGUGGUCAUGCAGAGAAGGGCAGUUGGGGAGAGUCCCGAAUCGCGCGAUUGAGCUAUGCCGAUCCUGUCAUGGUGCGGCUUGCCCGCCGUUCCUACGAGCUUUAUGGCACUCUCAGCCAAAAGGCAUCGCAGCCCAUCAUGUACAAGACAGGUUGUCUGGACGUGAGCUGUCGUAAGGACUUGUUGGACAAUUUGGCCAAGACAUAUGAAGAUUUGGGGCAACCAUAUGAACGAUUGAACCACAAGCAGGUGGAGCAGCGCUGGCCAGUGCUACAGCUAACAACCGACUAUGUGCAGGCAUCCGUCUAUUGCCCCGAGGGCGAUGCAGUGGCUCUGGGAGUAGUGAUGGAGACUCUGAAGGAUCAGAUUCACACUCUUGCUGGGCCCGCUGCUUACAUCGACGAGUCGGUUGUGAGUAUUGACCGGCAAAAGAAGACGGUGACCACAGAGGAUGGCACCGUCAUCUCCUAUUCGAAACUGGUCUUAGCUGCUGGCAUUUGGACCAACGGUCUCUUGCAAAAGAUGAAUCUGUCCUUGUUGCCCUUGGUAGCUACCAUCGAGCAAAACACAUACUAUGCUCCAUCAAAAGGUCGGGAGCCGCUUUAUGGCAUCAGCGCAAUGCCAGUGGUAAAAGAACACAUGCCACCCCCAAAUGGGAUGAAGAAAUUUGGAGGCUACAUGAUCCCACACAUGCCCAACGGAGUUGAGGGUGUCAAAUUUGGAAUGCAUCGACAAGGCCCUGUACUGGAGCACGAGGACUUCCCGGUUCUACCUGGAUCUGCAGCAGCGGUGGAGCGGCACUUUCGUUCCGCGCAGACGAGGGGCCGAGACCUUUGGUGCAGGAGGUGGCCUGAAGACGAAGAUUCUUAUUUGCGCUCUGAAACUGACGCCUACUGCAAGCGCAUUUUGCCAUCAUUGCAAGUUCAUCGAUCUGAGCUCACCAUGCGUUGUCCAUAUGACCAACAUCUAUAUGCAGAUGAGGAUUUUGUUGUUGGCUUUCACCCAGACGACCCCGACGUGGUUGUAGUGGCUGGCUUUGCAGGAGAAGGCUUCAAAUUUGCUCCCGCUAUCGGCGAGAUGGCGUCCUCGUUGAUUACAGGCCAAACCUUCGCUGUGCCUGAACUUAUCCAUCGAUUCCGCUUGAACCGUCCGAAUUACUUAAAAUAA
Messenger RNA from Durusdinium trenchii, 1383 nucleotides. The record is from the annotation of a GenBank genome assembly. NCBI's taxonomy places the organism in Eukaryota, Dinophyceae, Suessiales, Symbiodiniaceae.